AUGGUAUCACAAAUUUCAUCUCCUUUAACAAAUACUACAGUAUGUUCAAUAUGGAAAAUAGAGCGACUAAUUGGGGGGGGAAGCUUUGGGGAUAUCUAUUUGGCAGUUAAUACAGAAACUAAUGAGGAAGUAGCAAUUAAGGCGGAGUCAACAAUGUCUAGACAUCCGCAAUUAAUAUACGAAACAAAAGUUUUAAAGCUUCUGCAAGGAGGAGUGGGUAUUGCAAAUGUCUAUCAUUGUGAAUUAGAUAGGGAAGUAAACCAUCAGAUAAUGGCAAUGGAGCUUUUGGGCCCAUCUUUGGAGGAUUUGUUCAAUUUGUGUCAUAGAAGAUUUACAAUGAAGACUAUUUUGAUGAUUGCUGACCAGAUGCUUCAGAGAGUAGAAUAUAUUCACUCAAAAAAUUUUAUCCAUCGGGAUAUUAAGCCCGAUAACUUUUUAAUUGGGCGUGGGAGGGGGUCUCGAAAUAUUUAUGUUAUUGAUUUUGGCCUUGCUAAGCGCUUCCGAGAUCCAAAAACACUACAACAUAUUCCAUACAGAGAAAAUAAGAAUUUAACUGGGACUGCUAGGUACGCUUCUAUUAAUGCUCAUCUAGGAAUCGAACAAAGCCGAAGAGACGAUUUGGAGGCAAUAGGUUAUGUGCUAAUGUAUUUUUGUAGAAAUGGGACUCUUCCAUGGCAGGGAAUUCGCGCUAAUAAUAAGGAAGAGAAGUACAAAAAGAUUAUGGAGAAGAAAAUGGGUACAUCGGUUGAAACUUUAUGUAAGAAUUACCCUCCAGAAUUUGCAACAUAUUUGCACUAUUGUAGAGUCCUCCGUUUUGAAGAUAGACCAGACUACACUUACUUAAGAAAACUUUUUCGUGAUUUAAUGCAAAGGGAAGGCUAUGCUGACGAUGGGGAUUUUGACUGGACCAAACUAGAAUCUAAUGGGAAUAAAAAGCUUGAGACAUCUACUAGUAUUCAAACAAAUAAUUAUGUAAAAACUACUGGUAAGUCCCUGGUUCCUCAAAUACAACACAAUAUUUCUCUAGAUAAAAAUAUAUUUGAUCAAAAAAAACAAUCUAAGAAUCAUAAAAAGUACAUAAAUUCAUCAUCCUCCAGAAAGGCUAAUAAUUCAGGUGUUCCUGCAAAUUCAAGUAAUAUUCAACGAGAAUGUUCUCCUUUAGAACAAAAAUCUGGUGUCGAAAAUAAGGGAAAUAAAAACCCGAAUGACACAGCAAACAGUAAUAUUUAUAAUAAGCUGACUUCUGCAAACAGUGGCAAGAAAAUUUCGGAUACUGGAGAUCAUAAUCAAGAUCAGACUCUAAGUUUGAGUCCUAAUCCGACUUUAAACAGAAACAAUUCAAAAGCUAGGAAUAAAGUUAGUAAUGGUUAUAGAAAUACAAAGUAUCAAGACACAGUAUCGUACGAACACAGAGGAAAAUCUAAAAAAACACAAAAGCCUUCCAGGCUGAAAAGAGGUUUUUGUUCUUGUAUUAAAAUUGAAGGAUAA
Molecule: messenger RNA, 1488 nt
Organism: Cryptosporidium ubiquitum
Lineage: Eukaryota; Apicomplexa; Conoidasida; Eucoccidiorida; Cryptosporidiidae
Product: casein kinase I
Exons: 1
Coding region: 1-1488 (495 amino acids)
Biological process (GO): endocytosis; peptidyl-serine phosphorylation; signal transduction
Cellular component (GO): cytoplasm; nucleus
Molecular function (GO): ATP binding; protein serine/threonine kinase activity
Source: RefSeq, a predicted model, not a curated record